UUUGGCCCCGGAGACGAGACGUUUGUGUUGCAUGUCACCGCGCCGUCGCAACGCGUUCAGGGACACGGCAGGCGUCCCGAUGCGCUUUUUCGUGGCCUAUUGAUUGAAAGAUACUAACAGAGAAUAUCAGUUGGCCUCUCGUCGCGUCCAGCAUCAACACAUCCGACGUUGCUGUUGGAUGAUGACUGAGCAAUAUUUCUGGGACAAAUGAGGUUAAUUUUACAUCAUCCUUUUAAACCCGAAGCCCGCCUCAUGUGACCGAUAUAAUUCAGACAAGCUAAACAAUUGAUUCGCAUGAGUAUAUAUCUAUUAUUUCAUUUUAUUUGAUUCUGUCUGAUACACAUAUCUUUGAUUGUACAGUUACGGAUGUCUGCGUUCAUUAAAAGGGGUGACUCAUAUGACUGCUCCGCUCUCAAGCAGUAUGGGCUGAAGUGCUCGUCUAUAGCUGCUUGCCAUAGCUGUAAGCGGCUUCUUGCUGCCCCACCAGAAGAGGGCGGGAGCAGGCCAGACUAUCAUCGCAACCUCCUCAAUGACUUAUUCGAGAUGAUGCGGUCGUUGGACGAGGUACACGCAGAGACAUUGCUGAAGAUGAUUCGGGGCAAUACCACUUUUGAGCAGAUCCAAUCUUAUAUGGAUCAGGCCUUGAGUAGCAUGCUUGUACACUGUACGGAUGAGGAUACACAUCGCAACCUCCGGAAUGUCCGGCAUAGGAUGGAGGCUUACAGUAGAGUACCAUCCUUCCGACCAAAUAUCGUGGACGUCCACUACUUGGGCGGCAUCGUUCCAUACAAAGCUUCUGCGAAACCCUGGACAACAGUGACUGAUGAUGACGCUCUAGUGUCUCAUUUGGUCUCUUUGUAUUUUACUUGGGACUACCCUUUCUAUGCAUUUGUUGACCGCGAUGUCCUCAGUAGACAUAUCCUCAUCGGCAAUGUUAAUUCUGACUUUUGCAGUCCCUUUCUUGUCAACGCUCUACUUGCCAAUGCUUGUCACUAUGCACAGUACUCCGAGGCUUAUUCACUGCCAGGGGAUAUAAAAGUUAUGGGUACCGAAUUCCUGGCCGAAGCUGAACAGUAUUUGCAAACCCAUCAGUUCGAAACGGGCAGCGGUAUGCGCUUGGCUUCGUUGCAAGCAACGCUGCUAUUGUAUGAGAGGUACUCCAUGUCAGGCAAUAGUGACCACGGCUACUUCAUGCUUCAUCGAGCAGUUGAGAUGGCGGAAGCACUGGGAUUAAUCAACAGCCCACGACUAAAUAUCAACCAGUCAAACAUGUCUUCUGACAUGAUAUCUUCAAUCAAGAGAACUGCAUGGGGCUUGUUUCAAAUCGACACGGUGGUUCACGCGAACUUUCUCCGGCCCUGCCGCGUCUUGGAAGUGAGUGUCGAGCAAAUCGACCGCGACGAGACAGAUGAAAUGGACCUUUGGGUUGCGUAUCCGAUCAAUAAAGAGGCCAGACGGUCUUGGAUGAGUCAAUAUUUCGACGAGGCCUGCAGGCUCUCCACUAUUGCAAGGGACAUCUCGCGUAUUUUCCUUCCCGACCAGGAUCCUGGGUUUGACAUAUAUGAGCACAAAAGAGUGCUGUAUGAAAAGCUUCGUCAAUGGGAUCAGGAACUGCCCAAAUGCUUUUCACCAGCUGAACGGCCCGCGGCGCAUAUCAUUCUUUUAAGACUCCGGUACCACGCCCUGCUCAUAAACCUGUUCUUUGAUUGCUUUGGUGGAAACCCACCGUUCUAUGCACCACAGCAACAGGAGGCCCAGCAACAGUUCGGCUCAACCAUUUAUGACGGUACGCUAGAUACAGCGCUCGCAUCUGCUCGAGAGAUAUCUGCUCUUGUUCGGCUACACCGAGACCAAUACGGUCUAGUUCGGGCUCACCAGUACAUAAUGUAUACGAUAACAUUGGCACUGUUCACAAUGCUCGAACAGAAGUCUUUCGACGUCCUGGAUUAUGAAUUCCUUUCCUUGACAAAUUCAUUUUCCACAGUCGCUAGUUGCUCCCAGCUUGGAAAGGAUAUCUUCCGCAUCUUCUGUCAAUCAGUGAGGAUCCGGUGCCAGGAAGAGCAAGAUCUCGAUAUGGAGACGGGGGAAAUGGAAAGGCCGCCUUAUGGUCCAAGUAGCGUGGCAGUUACACCGGAUCGAUGGAAUGACUACGCUGAAGGAUUGCGGAAACUAGCUGAUCAUGAUGGUGGCGAGGAGGGAUCAUCACACUAUACAGCUUCAGGUAUUGAAGAAAUGCUCAGCAUGUAUGAGACCAUGAGCCUAGGGAAGGAAGGCAAUUUGCAAUUUCGGCAGCAAUCCAGUUCCUUCCGCUUUUCACCAUCCCCAGAAUGAUUAUACACAGCCCCAGGCAUGACGAGCUGGAAAGCUCGUCAUAGUGGUUUCAGCUAAGUGUCUAAGCUCAGAACGCUGAGAUUGAAAGGAUAAGAGUAUUAUUUUCUUCUUUCUUUUUCUCUUUAUAUAUUGUCUUUUGGACCACUGCGAAAAAUAUAAGAAAAGCCGGAAGCCUAUAUAUUUAGUACACAUUAUUUGAAUGAACACGAAGUUAUGAUAUCCAAGG
Messenger RNA from Aspergillus ruber CBS 135680, 2557 nucleotides. Its product is annotated as fungal specific transcription factor domain-containing protein. The record is from RefSeq and is a predicted model, not a curated record. Gene Ontology annotation, biological process: DNA-templated transcription. Bases 367 to 2331 code for a protein of 654 amino acids. The transcript has 6 exons. NCBI's taxonomy places the organism in Eukaryota, Fungi, Ascomycota, Eurotiomycetes, Eurotiales, Aspergillaceae. Gene Ontology annotation, molecular function: zinc ion binding; DNA binding.